AUGGCGUCGCAAUAUCUUGGAAACAUGUUCUCGCUGGAGGGGAAGACGGCCAUCAUGACGGGAGCAACAGGUGGCCUGGGCUCGGCACAGGCAACCGCCCUGGCCCAAGCGGGCGUGUCGACCAUCGUCUCGAUCGAAGCGCCCAACGACCCGCAGUCGGCAGAUCUGAAAGCCAAGGUCGAAGGCGUCGGCAAGAAACUGGUAGCUUUCCACUGCGACCUGCGCAACCCCAAGAGCCUGCGCGAUUGCUACGCGUCGAUAUGGCAGGCCGGGAUUGUGCCGGACAUUCUGAUCAACUGCGCGGGCGUGAUGCGGCGGAAUCUCUGCGAGAAUGCGACCGACGACGAGAUUGAUUUGCUGGUCGAAGUCAACAUCAAAUCCUAUUACAUCUCGAUGCAAGAAUUCGGGCGCAAGCUCUUCUCUCUCAACCGGCCAGGAAAAAUCGUCAACAUCGCCUCCGUCACCUCGUACCAAGCCGGCUUCAACACGAGCGUCUACUCGAGCACAAAGGGCGCCGUGCUGCAGAUGACAAAGGCCUUUAGCAACGAGUGGGCCGGCAAGGGCAUUCAGGUCAACUGCAUCGCCCCGGGGUUCAUGCGCACGUCCAUGACGGCCCAGUACCAGGACGACCAGAAGAUGGUCGACUACCUCAUGACGCGGGUGCCGAUGCAGAGAUGGGGCGAGCCGCAGGAUCUGGUCCCCGCCAUGCUCUUCCUCGUCGCUCCGGGGAAUACUUUCACCUCGGGGGCCUGUCUGAUUGUGGACGGCGGAUACUGCGGCAAGUAG
Fonsecaea nubica is the source of this 786-nucleotide messenger RNA. RefSeq lists its product as hypothetical. The coding region runs from base 1 to 786 and encodes 261 amino acids. The record is from RefSeq and is a predicted model, not a curated record. Gene Ontology annotation, molecular function: oxidoreductase activity, acting on the CH-OH group of donors, NAD or NADP as acceptor. Lineage: Eukaryota; Fungi; Ascomycota; Eurotiomycetes; Chaetothyriales; Herpotrichiellaceae. The transcript has 3 exons.